CAAGAGAGUACACGGUGAUCAAUGAAAACUGCCCUGGAGCGGAGUGGAAUAUCAUGUGUCGGGAAUGCUGUGAAUACGACCAGAUCGAGUGCGUCUGUCCAGGACGGAAGGAGAGAGUGGGCUACACCAUUCCUUGCUGCAGGAAUGAGGAGAAUGAGUGUGAUUCCUGCUUAAUCCACCCAGGCUGCACCAUUUUUGAGAACUGCAAGUCCUGCCGUAACGGCUCCUGGGGAGGGACGCUUGACGACUUCUACAUCAAGGGGAUCUACUGCGCCGAGUGCAGGGCCGGCUGGUACGGAGGGGACUGCAUGAGAUGUGGACAGGUUCUUCGGGCUUCUAAAGGCCAGAUUUUACUGGAGAGUUACCCACUGAAUGCACGAUGUGAAUGGAUUAUUCAUGUUCAAGCUGGAUUUAAUGUUGAGUUAAGGUUUUCCAUGCUGAGCCUUGAGUUCGAUUACAUGUGCCAGUAUGAUUAUGUGGAGGUCCGUGAUGGGGACAACUUGGACAGCAGGAUAAUUAAGAAAUUCUGUGGAAAUGAGAGACCGCCUCCUAUCCGAAGCACUGGGUCUUCACUCCAUGUCCUUUUCCAGUCGGAUGGUUCCAAGAACUUUGAUGGAUUUCAUGCUGUCUUUGAAGAAGUUACAGCUUGUUCUUCAUCUCCGUGUCUUCACGAUGGAACCUGCAUUCUAGACAAAAGUGGAGCCUACAAAUGUGCCUGUUUGGCCGGCUAUACAGGAACUCGCUGUGAAAACUUGGUGAUGUGUAGGACUCCAGGUGCUCCCGCUCAUGGUAUUGUGGAAGGAGAUGACUUUAAGUACGGGGCCCAGGUUUACUUCAAGUGCAACGCAGGUUACAGCUUAAAAGGCAGCCGUGUUGCCUACUGUCAGCUUGAUGGGAGCUGGUCAACACAUCAUCCUGAAUGUGUUCUAGAUGAAAAAAACUGCUCAGAUCCUGGGGGCCCACUCAAUGGCUACAGAAGAGUGGUAGAAGACACUGGGCUCUUGAAUGGACGCUAUGCAAAAAUUGGCACAGUCAUUGCUUUCUUUUGUAACAACUCCUAUGUUCUUAGUGGGAAUGAACAGAGGACCUGCCAAGACAAUGGAGAAUGGUCAGGGAAACAGCCUAUCUGCAUAAAAGCCUGCAGAGAGCCAAAGAUCUCUGACCUGGUGAGACAGAAAGUGCUUCCAAUGCAGGUUCAGUCAAGGGAAACACCUUUGCAUCAACUUUACUCAUCUGCAUUCAGCAAGCAGAAGCUGGAAAUCUAUCCAACCAAGAAGCCGGCGCUGCCGUUCGGAGAGCUGCCCCUGGGGUACCAGCAUCUGCACACUCAGCUGCAGUACGAGUGCAUCUCUCCCUUCUACCGCCGCCUGGGGAGCAGCAGGAGGACUUGCCUGAAGACAGGGAAAUGGAGUGGGAGGGCCCCUGUGUGCAUUCCCAUCUGUGGAAAAGCAGAAAACAUCACUCUUCAAAAGGCAGUGACCUCUACCAGGUGGCCCUGGCAAGCGGCCAUCUAUCGGACGGCCAACGGAGUGAAGGAGAGCAGCCUCCGGAAAGGGAUGUGGAUCCUCAUCUGCAGCGGGGCCUUGGUGAAUGAGCGCACUGUGGUGGUGGCAGCGCACUGCGUCACCGACCUGGGCAAGACCAUCGUGCUCAAGACAGCUGAACUCAAGGUGGUUCUGGGGAAGUUCUACAGAGAUGAUGACAGAGAUGAAAAGACCAUCCAGAACCUGCGAAUUUCUGCCAUCAUAGUGCAUCCCAACUAUGACCCUAUAUUACUUGAUUCUGACAUAGCUAUCAUAAAACUCUUGGACAAAGCCAGAAUCAGCAGUCGUGUUCAACCCAUUUGCUUGGCAUCUUCUCAUGAGUUGACUUCAUCCACAGAGGAUUUAAAAAUAAUGGUUACUGGCUGGAAGGUACUGGCUGACGUUAAAGAUCCCGGAUACAAGAAUGACACAAUCCGCAUGGGAGUUGUUCGGCUGGUGGACUCACUGUUGUGUGAGCAACAGUACGAAGAUAAUGGGAUACAGGUCAGCAUCACUGACAGCAUGUUCUGUGCCAAACAGGACCACACAGCCUUUUCUAACAUCUGCCCUGCUGAGACUGGUGGCAUUGCAGCCAUACCUUUGCCAGGAAGGGCAUCUCCUGAGCUAAGGUGGCACUUGAUGGGAUUAGUGAGCUGGGGUUAUGAUAAAACUUGCAGCCUUGAACUCUACAGUGGCUACACCAAAGCUCUUCCUUUCAAAGACUGGAUUGAGAAGAACCUGAAGUAAAAAAAAUGCAUCUGGAAAUGGCAUUUUAUAACUAUCAUAAUAUCUCUCACAGUCUAUGCUGCAUUAGGCUUCUCAUCCCAGUGAUGAGCCACAUCUGGGAUCAGGUUAACGCAGACACCCUGGUCAUUUGUCCUUGGAUUGGCUGUUUCAUCAGACUAUGCUUAACCCAUGACAGAGGGUCUCAGUGCAUGUAGCAGUUUGAUAUAUUUUGGCUUUCUCCCCUGGUGGGAGGAUGAUG
This is a messenger RNA of Tinamus guttatus (white-throated tinamou), 2508 nucleotides long. RefSeq names its product peptidase domain containing associated with muscle regeneration 1 (gene PAMR1). The record is from RefSeq and is a predicted model, not a curated record. Gene Ontology annotation, cellular component: extracellular region. Gene Ontology annotation, biological process: complement activation; proteolysis. Lineage: Eukaryota; Metazoa; Chordata; Aves; Tinamiformes; Tinamidae. Gene Ontology annotation, molecular function: serine-type endopeptidase activity; calcium ion binding.